Molecule: messenger RNA, 1114 nt
Organism: Aspergillus candidus
Lineage: Eukaryota; Fungi; Ascomycota; Eurotiomycetes; Eurotiales; Aspergillaceae
Product: putative DNA polymerase delta subunit 4
Exons: 3
Coding region: 104-679 (191 amino acids)
Biological process (GO): DNA-templated DNA replication; DNA synthesis involved in DNA repair
Cellular component (GO): delta DNA polymerase complex
Molecular function (GO): DNA-directed DNA polymerase activity
Source: RefSeq, a predicted model, not a curated record
AUCUACCUGGCUCAUACUCUAAGUGGUCGCUAGCCAUCUUGUCCUGUCUUUACAACCUCACACUACUCAAACAAACCAACAGUCCCGCUAUCGCACAUCCAAGAUGCCCACCACACGCCGCCGUGGAGGCAAUACCCAGGCGAGACUCUCCUUUGGCUCCCAGUCCAGGGUCAGCAAACCAUCUACAGCCCCGCCGACAACAUCGCAGAAAGCCAAAAACCUCGAACCCAUUGGCUCUACGAUCUCCCGCACCCCGUCGCUCGAAAAUGUGUCCGGAUCGGAGCCUGCGCCGGACACCCCCAUCGAGCCCUCCCGGCCACCGGUCGCGGAGUUGGCCCUGAGGCAACAAGCCCAGGCGGAGCUGCAGCAACCUCUGUCGGAGAAGGAUCAAUUGGCGUUGAAGAUCACGCCGAAGCAGAUUGAACAAUACUGGAAGGCAGAGGAAAAGAAGCGACGGGGACCCCGAGUUCACCACGAGGACCUUUCCCUGCAGGAACACAUUCUACGUCACUUCGACCUCUCCAGUCAAUUCGGGCCGUGUAUCGGUAUUACACGAUUAAAACGAUGGAGGCGGGCGGAUUCUUUGAACCUCAACCCGCCGAUCGAGGUUCUCGCGGUGUUACUUGACGAGGAGAAAGGUGUUAGCCAGAGGGCAUAUGUGGACGAACUCAUGUCCUGAGGGUUUUAUUGAUAUGGUGGCCUUGUUUCUUCAGUGGUUUGCAACGGUUUAUUUUGGAUUAGCAGGGCGUUAUUGUUUGUGACGAUUCUAGACUCGACUAUGUUGAGUAUAAUUACACCCAGACAGGAAUGUAUUCCUCACCCAUGGUCAACCUGAAACCUUGGCUCUCUUCCAAAUUAAUUCUACGCACCACAGUGUACGGUGUGCAGAAAUGGCGGGGGCUAUUUUCUUUGGUUCCCCCGAACCUAGUUCGUCAGUAUCCAUCUGAGUUGGCCAUGGAAUGCCCCGGUGGUGCAGGAGCCACAACGCAGGGGGUCACAUUGGGUGAUCGAUUGGAUGUGAUUACCACCGAGGACGAUUUGCCUUGGAUCGCCUGAUCCCUCUGUAAGACCUGUACAACUUCAUUGCUGCCUCGACAAUCUAUCAGCAAUGCUC